AUGUUUUCUUUUCCUCCUCCUCUGCCGGUGGAGGAAGUGAGCGCUGAUGAAAAGGAGGAUGAGGAAGAGGAUGAGAACAGAGAAAAGCUGGAACUGGAGGACGAGCUGCUGUUUGAAGACUUCGAGUUGAGAGACGAAGACUGUGAACUUCCCGAAAAUGAGGAGGAAGAAGAAGCGGAUGACGGAGACCUGGAGGAGCCCGACAUCGAGGAAAGCACCAAAACCAGGAUCCUGCGGCAGAUAGCAGACUCGGCGUCCAAACUCAAGGAGAUCGUUGGCAAUCUGAUUACCAGCGCAGGAAAAGUAGUCGUAACCGUAUUAUUGGGCCUCACAGGGAUGAUGCUGCCGUCUUUGACCUCCUCUGUCUACUUCUUCACGUUUUUGGGUUUGUGCACGUGGUGGUCUUUCUGCCGCUCCUUUGACUCGCUGCUCUUCAGCUGUCUGUGUGUCCUGAUGGCCAUCUUCAGCGCAGGACACCUCGUCUUCCUCUACCUCUACCAGUUCCAGUUCUUCCAGGAGACCGUUCCACCUGGAAACACCUACGCCAGCCUGUUCGGCAUUUCUCCGGUGGUUCAGACGGACUGCGCUCACACCUGGAUGUUUAAAGUCAACCCUGCUCUGGAGUGGCACCUUGUCAAUCCCAUCAUGCUCUUGGUUCUGUAUUACACUCUGGCCACACUCAUCCGCCUCUGGCUGCAGGAGUCAGAAGACACGCAGGUGAAGGAUGUAGAAGCUGAGGGAAAGGAUGAAGCAGAUUCUCCUGAAAACAGCAUUAAUGUUUACACUGCAGACCAGAGGAGGCAGCUGUGGAGAAUGGCUCACUAUCACACAGACGAGAGAAAUCUUCUCACCACCCAAGGAGCCUACAACACCCCUGAGGUUUUGAUCGUAACGUCAAACGGAGCGUCGCUGGACUUUACAUCAGUUCCUCAUGAGAACGGACCCAUGUCUGUGGAGCGAAAUCUUUACUCCACUCCGCAUUAUAAAGCAGGCCAGCCUGAGUCUGACACACAGAGCCUGGACUGCGGUGUUUACAGGAUCGACUCCGCAUAUGUGGAGCUUUCCGAGGUUCCAGUCGGGGUGGUUCGGGUGAAUUCAGUGGUGAAAGUCUUCAGGUUCAUCAUGAAGCAGAGCUACAUCUGCGCUCUCAUCGCCAUGAUGGCCUGGAGCAUCACGUACGUCAGCUGGUUGACCUUCGUCUUCCUCAUCUGGUCCUGCACUCUGUGGAUGGUGCGCGACCGCAGGAAAUACUCCAUGAUCACCUCUCCGUUCAUGGUGUUUUACGGGAAUCUGCUCAUCAUCCUGCAGUACAUCUGGAGCUUCGAGUGUCUGCAGCCGGUGCCGGGACUCUUCCUGAAGAAAGAAGUGCCCUUCCGCGAGCUGGGGUCCAAAACUCUGUGUCUCCUCAGCUUCUGGCUGUUAUUGAGGCAGUUCUUGACGGAGCGGAGGGAAAAACACACCGAUGACCCUCAGCUCUCUGAUGUCACAGUGGACGGACACAAACUCGGUCUGCAGGACGAGGCCGCCGGACACAGAGAGAUGAUGGAGGUGUUGGGCAGUUCAGUGAUGGCGAUGCUCAAUAAAUACUGGAUCUACAUCUGUGGAGGGAUGUUCUUCUUCGUCAGCUUCGAGGGACGCAUCGUCAUGUACAAGAUCAUCUACAUGAUGAUGUUUCUCUUCUGCGUGGCGCUUUAUCAGCUGCACUAUGAGCGCUGGCGGUGGAUGCUGAAGUAUUUCUGGAUGUCAGUGGUUGUUUACACCAUGCUGGUGCUCAUCCUGGUCUACACUUUCCAGUUCGAGUCCUCCAUCAACGUGUGGUCCAACAUGACCGGCAUGAGCAGAGAGAAGCUGGAGGAUCUCGGGCUGGAGAAGUUCUCGGUUCCUGCUCUCUUCACUCGAAUCUUCAUUCCCACAUGGUUCCUGCUGGUGUGUAUCCUGCAUCUGCAUUAUUUCCAUGAGCGUUUUCUGGAGCUCACCGACAUCAAGACUGUGGCCGACAAACAGAAGAGCACCAUCUCCAGGCUGGUUCAUUUGGAUGGCAGUCUGGUGGACAUUUCCAUGAUCAAACCCACAUUUAACUCCACAACCGAGGAAGAGGUGGUGAAGCAGGAGGAUGAGGAGGAUAAUAAUUAUGAUUAUGAAGAUGAUGACGACAGAGUGGAGCUCGAGGAAGAGGAGGAGGAUGUGAAACAGACUGAAGAGCAGAAGAUGGAAGAGUCAUUCUUCACCUGCCCGAUGACAGCAGAUCCAGUGCUGGAGCAGACCUCAGAGCUGAAGAGUAAGUGGCAUCUGGUGGUGGAGCGUCUGACGGUGCUGUUCCUCAAGUUUCUGGACUGCAUUCAGAAGCUGCAGCUCUUCAUCUGGUGGAUUCUGGAGCUGCACAUCAUCAAAAUCGUCUCGUCAUACAUCAUCUGGGUCUCCGUCAAAGAGGUGUCUCUGUUCAACUAUGUGUUUGUGGUGAGCUGGGCGUUCGCUCUGCCGUUCGGUCAGUUUCGUCCUCUGGCGUCCAGCGUCUGCACCGUCUGGACCUGCAUCAUCAUCGUCUGCAAGAUGCUGUACCAGCUGACCUCCAUCAGCCCGGCCGCAUACACCAGAAACUGCUCCAUGCCGGAUAACUACACCGAGGCCCAGCGGAUGGACAUGGCCAAAUCUCUGCUGUACAGCGGCCCCGUGGAUCCGGCUAACUGGAUCGGCCUGAGAAAGUUCAGUCCCCUGCUGGAGUAUCUGAGGAAUAACUUGUUAAUGCUGGCCCUCUUGGCAUUCGAAGUGACCAUUUACCGCCACCAGGAUUUCUACCGUAUGAAAAAUAACAUCACGCCUCCAGUCACAAGAACUAUAUUUCACAACAUCACACGGCAGCAUCUGGACGAUGGCAUCGUCAACUGCGCCAAAUACUUCAUCAACUACUUCUUCUACAAAUUCGGUCUGGAGACGUGUUUUCUGCUGGCGGUGAAUGUGAUUGGCCAGCGGAUGGAUUUCUUCGCCAUGCUGCACGCGUUCGGUCUGAUCGCAGUGAUGUAUCAGCGCCGCAGGAAGGCCAUCGCUCGCGUCUGGUCUAAAUACUGCUGCUUUCUAGCCUGUCUGCUUUCCUUUCAGUACCUAAUGUGUAUCGGCAUCCCUCCGGCAGCAUGCACAGAUUAUCCGUGGAGGCGCUCAUCCUCCAGCAUGGACUCAAACGUCAUCAAGUGGCUGUAUUUCCCAGACUUCCACACCAAACCAAACUCCCUCUUCCUGCUGUAUGACUUCAUGCUGCUGCUGUGUGCGUCGCUGCAGGGCCGUGUGUUUGAGGAGGAGUGCGUGUCGCCCGUUCAGCUGUUAGCGGGUGAUAACGUGGAGAUCUGUCGAGAUCUGGACGCCGCCACCUUCAGCCAACACAACCCUGUCCCGGACUUCAUCCACUGCAGGUCGUAUCUGGACAUGCUGAAGGUGAUGGUGUUCAGUUAUCUGUUCUGGUUUGUGCUGACCAUCAUCUUCAUCACGGGCACCACGCGCAUCAGCAUCUUCUGCAUGGGGUAUCUGGUGGCCUGCUUCUACUUCCUGAUCUUCGGCGGAGAGCUCUUACUCAAACCCAUCAAGAGUAUCCUGCAUUACUGGGACUUCCUCAUCGCAUACAACGUCUUCGUGAUCACCAUGAAGAACAUCCUCUCUAUAGCGGCGUGUGGUUAUAUUAAAGCGCUGGUGGCGAAUCACUGCUGGCUCAUCCAGUUGUUCAGUCUGGCCUGCACUAUUAAAGGAUAUUCAAAGCCGGAGCAGCAGGCUAAUAAACAGUGUGAGCUGCCGAGUGACGAGGCGGGCAUCAUCUGGGACAGCAUCUGCUUCGCUUUCCUGCUCCUGCAGAGACGCGUCUUCAUGAGCUACUACUUCCUGCACGUGGUGGCCGACAUUCGCUCCUCACAGCUGCUGGCGUCCCGAGGAGCCGAGUUGUUUCAGGCCACUAUAGUGAAGGCGGUGAAAGCCAGAAUCGAGGAGGAGAAGAAGUCCAUGGAUCUGCUGAAGAGACAGAUGGACCGCAUCAAGAGCCGACAGCAGAAGUUCAAGCGAGGGAAGGAGCGGAUGCUGUCUCUGGCUCAGGAAAGCGGAGAAAGACACUCAGUGCUCAAGGAGGAAGAGGAGGAGGAGGAAGGAGAGAGCAGCAAAGAGAAGAAGAAAGGCAAAAGGAAGCAGUGGUGGAGGCCGUGGGUGGAUCAUGCGUCCAUGGUCAGAAGUGGCAAUUAUUACUUAUUUGAGACCGAUAGUGAGGAAGAGGAGGAAGAUGAGGACAGGAAGGAUGAAGAACCUAAAAGAUCAGCGUUCCAGUUUGUUUAUCAUGCUUGGAUUACGGACUCGAAAACCGCCAUGAAAGAGCGGCGGAAAGAGAAGCGGAGGUUCUGGCAAAAGUACACCGAGAGCAACACAAACAAGAAGGAGCAGAAGGAAGUGAAUGUGAUCAUUGAAGAGGGAGAUCAGGAUGGAGGAGUGACGGAGGAGGAGCUUUCUGACAGUCCAGAUAACAUGAUGAAGCGUGUUUUCAACAUGGUGAAGUUCUCCUGGGUUCUGUUUCUGGCUCUGCUGGACAGCUUCACCGCCUGGCUCAACUCCAUCUGUCAGGAGCACAUCGACAUCUCCAGCGUGCUGCGAAUCGAGCGCUGCAUGCUCACGCACGAGGCCAAGAAGGGUAACGUCCCCUCGCGGGACAGCAUUCACAUGUACUACCAGAGGCAGAUGUGCAGGCCGGCGUCCACACAGUCCAGUCUGGAGCCCACAGAGGAGGCUUACUCUGACUUCAGCCCGCUGCGGACAGAUCCAGAUCUCCCCCUGCAGGAGCGCACUGAGCUGCAGACCUCCACAGAGAUUCUGGCCAGUGUUUACACUGAAUCCAGCAUUGUGGAGGAGUCUACACCGGAUGAGGAGCGAGUCCUGAGGACCAGCCAGCGCAGCCGACCCAAACUCUGUAGACUCUCCGGUGUGGACGUACCAUCAUCUGCUGACAGUGCAGCCUCCAGUGAGCACACGCAGGGCACGGAGCUGUACUCUCGGCAGGGCACCAGUGACACCGUGGAGGAGUGCGGUGCGGACACACUGUGGUCCAGCGCUUCAGACCUGCUGCAGACGCCACACAGAGACGUCCCGCCGUCAUACAGCAGAGCCACGGGCCUGGACCGCGUGUGUGACGAACGCAGACUGACGAUUCAGACGCCGGAGGACUCCAACAGCGGGACACUGCAGACCUCCAGCCACCAGCUGACCGCCAGCGAGCUGCUGCAGACACGGAUGUUCUACGAUGCGGAUCUGGAGCAGUCGGAGUGUUUCUACAGCUCUCAGCCUCAGCUCCUGCAGCUCUGCUACUCGCUCUACAGCGUGCUGGUGUCUCACUCUCAGAUGGUCUGCUAUCUGGUCAUCAUCCUCAACCACAUGAUCUCCGCCUCGGUGGCCACGCUGGUGCUGCCCGUGCUCAUCUUCCUGUGGGCCAUGCUGUCGGUGCCGCGGCCCAGCAAACGCUUCUGGAUGACCGCCAUCGUCUACACGGAGGUGACAAUAGUGAUAAAGUACUUCUUCCAGUUUGGCUUCUUCCCGUUUAACCAGAGCAUCGAGGUGGACAAAUCCAAGCCUUUUCACCCGCCCAACAUCAUCGGUGUGGAGAAGAAGGAGGGAUACGUUCACUAUGACCUGGUGCAGCUGCUGGCGCUCUUCUUCCACCGCUCCAUCCUCAAGUGUUACGGUCUGUGGGAUGAAGAAGAGCCGCGCUCCGUCCCUGCGCACACAUACUCAGACGCUGAAGAGAAAGCUCAGUGUUUCUCUGAGAAGAGCCCUGUGGAGGACACGCACACGCUGUCACACACACACCUCCGGCUGGCCAGAAAACAGCAGUCAAAUGCAGGCGUGCGCCGACAGAGCUCCAGCGUCUCGCAGAAGUCCGCUCGAUCUAAAACAGUUACAGGCAGUUCAAUGUCUAGAUCGAGUGUCCGCCGCUCUCUCAGCGCUCAACAGAAGAGCCGUAAAGAACUCAUCAUGGAAAAACUGAGAGAGCAGCUCAUCAGAGCCAAACGCUUCACCGUCAAAACGGUUCUGGACAUCUACCUUCCCAUCAGGCAGUUCUUCUACAGCCUCAUCCACCCCGAGUACAGCGCAGUGACGGAUGUUUAUGUGCUGAUGUUUCUGGCCGAUACGGUCGACUUCAUCAUCAUCGUCUUCGGCUUUUGGGCCUUCGGGAAACACUCUGCUGCCGCUGACAUCACUUCCUCUCUGUCGGAGGACCAGGUUCCCGAGGCGUUCCUGGUGAUGGUUCUGAUCCAGUUCGGGACGAUGGUGGUGGACCGGGCGCUGUACCUGAGGAAGACGGUGAUGGGGAAGGUCAUCUUCCAGGUCAUCCUGGUGUUUGGCAUUCACUUCUGGAUGUUCUUCAUUCUGCCCGGAGUCACCGAGAGGCGUUUCAGUCAGAACACAGUGGCUCAGCUCUGGUAUUUCGUGAAGUGCAUCUACUUUGGUCUGUCGGCGUAUCAGAUCCGCUGUGGUUACCCGACCCGCGUCCUGGGAAACUUCCUGACCAAGAGCUACAACUACCUCAAUCUCUUCCUCUUCCAGGGGUUCCGGUUGGUGCCGUUCCUGACGGAGCUGCGGGCCGUGAUGGACUGGGUCUGGACGGACACAACGCUCAGUUUAUCCAGCUGGAUCUGCGUGGAGGACAUUUACGCUCACAUCUUUGUGCUCAAGUGCUGGAGAGAGUCUGAGAAGCGCUAUCCUCAGCCCCGCGGACAGAAGAAGAAGAAGGUGGUGAAGUACGGGAUGGGCGGGAUGAUCGUGAUGCUGCUCAUCUGUAUCGUCUGGUUCCCUCUGCUCUUCAUGUCUCUGGUCAAAUCAGUGGCCGGAGUGGUCAAUAAACCGCUGGACGUGUCCGUCACCAUCACACUGGGAGGAUUUCAGCCCAUCUUCACGAUGAGCGCUCAGCAGAAUCAGCUGAAGGAACUGACUGAAUCUGACUUCAAGAACUUCAUCAACUCCUACAACUACAUCCCUAGUGCAAUGCAGUUUCUGGAGGCGUACCGGGCCGAGGAUGUGACCGUGGCGGAGCUGGAGGGAAGCUCCAACUCUCUGUGGACCAUCAGUCCUCCCAGCCGCAAAAACCUGAUGGACGUCCUGAGCAAAGAGGAUCAGUUCCCCGUCACCAUGACCUGGAGCAUACAGAGGAAUCUGAGUCUCGGAGCGAAGGCUGAAUUCGCCACGGACAAACAUGUGACGUAUCUGGACAUAAAGACCAGGCAGGAGCUGAUCGCGUUACUCAACGGAACCAGAAACACAGCGGUGCUGAUAGAGCAAGUGUUUCCCUGCUUCAUCCGAGCGCCGAGCGACUCCAACGCCAAACCAAUCGAGCAGCUUUAUGAAGACGGAGACUAUAAGAGCAUCCAGCUGGAUCUGGAGCGUUCGGCUAACAGCAGCGAGGAUCUGCAGGAGUGGUGGAUCGUGGAUGAGCUCAGAUCAGCGCAGAAGAAGCAGAGAGAAGCCGGACUGCAGCUCUACGUCUUCAGUGAUAAAGUCAGCCCUCCGAGCCUGGGCUUCCUGGCGGGAUACGGCAUCAUGGGUCUGUACGCGUCGGUGGUGCUGGUGAUCGGGAAGUUUGUGCGCGAGUUCUUCAGCGGGAUUUCUCACUCCAUCAUGUUCGAGGAGCUGCCGUGCGUGGACCGGAUCCUCAAACUGUGCACUGACAUCUUCCUGGUGCGGGAGACGGGCGAGCUGGAGCUGGAGGAGGACCUGUACGCCAAACUGAUCUUUCUGUACCGCUCGCCCGAGACCAUGAUCAAGUGGACACGAGAGAAAAACAAAUGAGCCGUGCAAUAAAUACUGGAGGAGGAACAAACGCAGUACUUGAAGAAACACAGCGGAGAGAGACUGACAGACUGUGAGUUUGACAUGAUCAGCUCUGCUGUAGGCUUCAGGAUGAGCUGAUACUGACACUGAUGUGUGUGUGUGUGUGUGUGGAUCAAUAAUGACGAUGAGGAGGAUGCACAACUGCUGCUGUUCACAGGACAAACGGGACAAAUGCACUAGAAACGACAGACUGUCUUUAUUAAGAGCCUGCAGGAGCAGAAGCGUUCCCUGCGGUUUGAGCGAUCAGAUCAUCGUUAAGGCGUUCGUGGGUUGAUCUGCAGCAUCAGUGACCAACGAAUUGAACAUUCACAAAGACAUUCCCCUUUCAGUUGAGUUAAAGGCAGGCACUGUGAUGGACUUUACAGCAUAUGGAAUGAUGACACUUUACAAUAGUAGCGCAUUAGCUAACGUGUGUGUGAAAGAAUGUUAGCAAAGUACAUUUAAUGCAGCGCAGGGGCGGAUUUAGCCAAUAAGAAGAGACCAAAUCAGGAGUAUUUUGGGCUAUUUUUCAAAGCGGCAUCCUCAAUAGAUGAAUUAGCGGCUUGUAAACAUUCAGGAGUGCUAGCAUUUACAGUGAGGGAAUGACAUCCGAUGUGGUUGUCUUAGUUGUAAGUUAUAUUAUAUUAUAUAUAUGAUUGACUUAAUGCUUUCAGCGUUAUGAACAGCUCGUCACCCAGUGAUAAACACAGUUAUUCUGUAAAAUGAAUGU
Molecule: messenger RNA, 8551 nt
Organism: Danio aesculapii
Lineage: Eukaryota; Metazoa; Chordata; Actinopteri; Cypriniformes; Danionidae
Product: piezo-type mechanosensitive ion channel component 2
Biological process (GO): regulation of membrane potential; cellular response to mechanical stimulus; detection of mechanical stimulus
Cellular component (GO): plasma membrane
Molecular function (GO): monoatomic cation channel activity; mechanosensitive monoatomic ion channel activity
Source: RefSeq, a predicted model, not a curated record